Aspergillus campestris IBT 28561 is the source of this 2222-nucleotide messenger RNA. RefSeq names its product CLPTM1 family protein. The transcript has 4 exons. Bases 76 to 1992 code for a protein of 638 amino acids. The record is from RefSeq and is a predicted model, not a curated record. Gene Ontology annotation, cellular component: membrane; endomembrane system. Lineage: Eukaryota; Fungi; Ascomycota; Eurotiomycetes; Eurotiales; Aspergillaceae.
CUGGGUUUUCUCCUUCGUGGCCUCUUUUCUCCCUCAUCAACAUUUCUUUCUUUUCGCUUUCUACUCCAGCUCACGAUGCCGGAGCAGAGACAGCGUAGGAAUGAGCCGGAGCAAAGCUCCGGCUUCAAGGGUGCCCUUCAGGGCCUAGCGAUCUUCAUCUUCGUGCAAUUCGUCAUCAGUCAACUCUUCGGUGGUAAAGGACAAAGUGAAGGUUCUGGUGGGAAGGCUGGUGGCAUUCCCGAUUUUGCCGACCGUCCAGAUCGCAGUGAGAUCACGGACUACAGUCCGAUCCCCGACAUCGUUACCCCGAUAUGGCCCGCCGACAGCGCGCUGGACGUCAAUAUCUAUGUGUCGCCGUCCGUUGUGCUUCCUACCUUGAGCAAACUUCCAUCGACUGCCUUGGUUCUUCAGGAGAAGAACUUCACCGUUGGCAACUACAGUGACUCCAGGGAGAUCGACACGACCAUCCAGAUUCCCAAGGAAGUGCAGCAGAAUGGCACGCUCUGGGCUCACUUCUUUGUCGGACUCACCGGACAUCAGUUGGACCCCGCGGCGAAGGAUUACAGCACCGACAGCGCGACUCAUUUCUUCCGUCCCUUGAACCAGUACCUGCCCAAGAAGAAGGCCAAGAAGCUCAAGAACCUCCUGGCCGGGGAUGAGGAAGAAGGCGAUGAAGAGGACCAUACGCCUGAUGUCACGAUUUCGUCUUUCUACCACCCGAACUUCACUGUCUCCGUGAUCCCGGACUCUGGAACUCAGAAAUACCGUAAAAUCCAUCCUGCGGUGCGUCAGAAUGUGCUCCUGGAAUCUAGCGGCGCCCGAGAUCUCUCUGGCCAGAAUGCUUGGUACUAUCCCAUUGUCUUCCUGAACACAUUUUGGCAACUCAAGAGCCAGAUGACGGAGCUUAACUCGACCGUGGAGACCGUGCCGCUGCGGAUUACCCUGAACAACCUGCAGAACUGGAAGUUCAGCAUGAUGACGAGCGUCGAUGACAGCGCCAAACAGACUUCUCGACAGGCCGCGUACGGCCAGUCGACGCCCGGUGGCGGUGAUGGCAGCGAAUUCGAGAUGGUCAAGGAGGUUCUCCUGAAUACGAACAUCUAUCUCCUCGGCACGACCGGUGUUGUCACUAUUCUGCACAUGAUCUUUGAGACGCUGGCUUUCAAGAAUGAUAUCUCCCAUUGGCGCAAGAAGAAGGAUGUUGUCGGCACCUCUGUGCGCACCAUCCUGGCCAACGUUUUCAUGCAGGCUGUGAUCUUCCUUUAUCUCAUGGACAAUAGUGAAAACACUUCUUGGAUGAUUCUUGCCAGUCAGGGCUUCGGGAUUCUUCUCGAAGCGUGGAAGAUCACCAAGUCGGUCGACGUCCGUCUGCGCCCGCCGCCGCCCGGAUCAUUCUUCUCCUUCCUGCCUUGGAUUGUGGUGUUCGAAGACAAGCAUAAGCUCACCGAAACGGAGAAGAAGACCCAGGAGUAUGAUGAGAUUGCCUUCCGCUGGCUGUACAUUCUUGCAGUGCCUCUCCUGGCCGCCUAUGCCGCGUACAGCUUGAUCUACAACACGCACAAAUCAUGGUACUCGUUCGUCAUCGAGACCCUCGUUGGCAGCGUCUAUGCCUAUGGCUUCCUCAUGAUGGUUCCCAGCUUGUACAUCAACUACCGUCUGAAGUCCGUUGCCCACAUGCCCGGAAAGGCGUUGACAUACAAGUUCCUCAACACCUUCAUUGACGACCUCUUUGCCUUUACCGUCAAGAUGCCGUGGCUCCACAGACUCGCAACUCUGCGUGAUGACGUGAUCUUCUUCGUCUGGCUUUACCAGGGCUGGAAGUACAAGGUUGACUACAACCGUGUCAAUGAAUUUGGCCAGGGAGGCGAAAGCGAUGACGAGAGCGAAGAACCGGCUUCGGAUUCUGCCCCAGCUCCUGCGACCGCGGACCCCACCCCGGUUAAAGCGUCUGGCAAGGAGAGCUCCAAGGCUCCCACUCGCAAGAGAAAGUGAACUACCUUCAGGCUACCUGUCCUGUAGGGCUUCCGUUUCACUCCGUUCUCUUUGUUGCCUGCCAUUUCUAUGCCUGUAUCAAUGGCAGCGCAUUUUGUUAAUUGUAUCGUCGAUUCCCGGAUUGUUGCGGUUAGCCGGGUCUAAUCUUGGGAUCUACCUUGAAAGUGGAACCUAAUAGUGUAGUAAUAGAACAAGUUAGUAGUACAUCAAGGUUGAAAAGUUGUCCUGUC